Ostrea edulis (European flat oyster) is the source of this 1438-nucleotide messenger RNA. Its product is annotated as coiled-coil domain-containing protein 124-like. Lineage: Eukaryota; Metazoa; Mollusca; Bivalvia; Ostreida; Ostreidae. The transcript has 6 exons. The record is from RefSeq and is a predicted model, not a curated record. Gene Ontology annotation, molecular function: transcription coactivator activity. Bases 163 to 801 code for a protein of 212 amino acids. Gene Ontology annotation, cellular component: nucleus. Gene Ontology annotation, biological process: transcription by RNA polymerase II.
CACAAUACCACUCCAGGAAUUUUACUUCCGGUUGUGAAAUUUCUGGAGACAGAGUAGGCAGACUGACUGAGACUGUAGACUGAGAAGAGGUUUGUCACAUAGAAAACUGGUCUCUGAAGAACAAGACAUCAAACACGUAUAUGGUUGUAUAAAACAGAUCCAAUGCCAAAGAAGUUUAAGGGAGAAAACAGCAAGGCUGCUGAGGCUCGAGCCAAAAAGGCAUCUGCCAAAGCUGAAGCUGAUCUGAAGAAACAGCAGGCCAUCGAGGAUGAAUACUGGAGGGAUGAUGACAAGCAUGUGGCGAAAAAACAACAAAGGAAGGAAGACAAGGAGAAGAAAAGACUAGAACAGUUAGAGAGGAAGAAGGAAAUUCAGAAGCUUCAUGACGAGGAGCUGGCGUCCAUUAAAAAGCCUGGCCCAGCCCCUUCAGCUAAAAUCACACAGGCAGAUAUAAACAAACAUGUGGAAAGGGAGCGCAAGAUGAGGGAUGAAGCCUCAAAGAAACAGAAGGAGGAUGAGGAACCGCCUAUAGAGGAGAACCUGAAUCGACUGCAGAUUGAUGGACAAGAGGCCAGAAGUGUAACCGAGGCUCUGUCUGUGCUGAGUGACAAAGCUGAAGAGGUGGAUUUACACCCAGAGAAGAGAUUAAAAGCUGCCUACAAAAAGUAUGAAGAAGUGAACCUACCAAUCCUUAAACAGGAGAACCCCAACAUGAAAUUAUCACAGCUGAAGCAGAUGUUGUGGAAGGACUGGCAGAAGUCGCCAGAUAAUCCCCUAAACCAGAGACUGGCUGCCUCCUGAUGUUCCCAUGUCUGCAGAACACGACUGGUGUCGGUCAACAGCUACAAGGAUCUGGGUUUAUGUGAUGCAGUAAAUAAACAAUUGUAUUGACUUAUUAAACUAUACAUCAAACGCCCCAAUUGUAUGUACAUGUAUAUUAAAAAAUACAUGCAAUUAUGAAGCAAAUUUUCAUUUCUGCAGUUUGAAGUGAAUUGAAAAUGCAGAAAUAGCAAAAUUAAAAAAUGAUGUGUUAAGAUAUAUGUAAAGCAGUUACAUUAUGUAGCAAAGGAUAAGGGUUAAUGGUUUUGUUAUAUAAACCCUUAUCCUCCACCUUAAAAGAAGAGAAGACUCUCACAAUACCUACCGGUAUUGUGAAUGUGUAAAUGAUUUGAUCACAUCAGAUGAAGUAGAUUUCUUUCCUUAUUAUAUAGACUUUUUAUGUGAAUGAUGUGUUAUCAGUUGUGCCUGUUGUAGAUGGAUAAUUUGGGAACCUUUGUAGAUUUUGUACUGAAACACACUUAUAGACCUGCCUCUAUUUGUUUAUCUGUGGGUUGUGUUCUGUUCUUUCAAUUCCCAUUAAUUUUGGAGGUACAUGUUAAUAUGUGUAUCUAGCAUUUGAUAUUUUGUUUUAAUUUAUAAUUAAUUUGUGUCAGAAGUU